Sitophilus oryzae (rice weevil) is the source of this 2083-nucleotide messenger RNA. Its product is annotated as beta-1-syntrophin. The transcript is spliced from 6 exons. Gene Ontology annotation, molecular function: protein binding; structural molecule activity. NCBI's taxonomy places the organism in Eukaryota, Metazoa, Arthropoda, Insecta, Coleoptera, Curculionidae. The record is from RefSeq and is a predicted model, not a curated record. The coding region runs from base 127 to 1689 and encodes 520 amino acids. Gene Ontology annotation, cellular component: intracellular anatomical structure; dystrophin-associated glycoprotein complex.
AUUCACAGCCAAGAAACACGCUUGUCGUACCCGUAUCGCUCUCGCCAGUACGAUCAAGGUUCUGUUGUUUACGGUGCCGCAGCCGACAACUGCAAGCAACGAAAACCCGUCCUGCUUCGUUGACGAAUGCGCGAAUCUCACGCAGUGUCCUUCCCCGUCCUCGCACACGAUGUGAAGAAGAUGACCAGUGUACUCCAGGACGGACUAACCUCACCCUGCGUCGGUUCUUACUUCGGACGCAGCGGUGUCCUCGAGACCUACGUCAGGGGACAAUGGUACCGUGUCUUCGUAGCCCUAGAAGACGAUUUCUUGUGCAUCACCUUGGACGAGUCCUACGAGAACACUACCACCCUUAACGGGACUCUGAACAAUAAUAUAGAGACUCCUGGAGGUCCAUGUGAGACUCCUGAUGUACCUGAUUCGGUAGCCAAUCAGAAAAGAUCAGUGCGCGUGGUGAAAUCGGAGAAUAACGGGCUGGGGAUCUCGAUCAAGGGCGGCAGGGAGAACAAGAUGCCGAUUUUGAUCAGUAAGAUCUUCAAGGGCAUGGCGGCCGAUCAGACUGAGCAGUUGUACGUUGGUGACGCGAUUCUGAGUGUGAACGGUGAUGAUUUGAGGGAGGCGACUCACGACGAGGCUGUUAAAGCGCUGAAGAAAGCUGGAAAGGUGGUGGAAUUGGAAGUAAAAUACCUACGAGAAGUGACGCCUUACUUUCGAAAAGCCAGCAUCAUAUCUGAAGUGGGUUGGGAACUUCAAAGAGGGUUCUUGUCUGGUGCCCCACCAGUGGUAAGGUUCCCCCAAAGAGCAGAUACCCGUUAUUUACCCCUACAACUGUGUCAUUUGGCCAGGAAUUUCAGAUAUCCAGACCCAGAGGGUAGAACGCUGGAACUGCACUCUCCGGACGCGGUGCACAGUUGCGUCCUGCGGGCGUCCGAUGCCGGCGAGGCCGUGGCAUGGUUCAACACGUUGCAUUCUGCCCUGGCCAUCCUCACCACGUCGGCGUUGCACGAUGCCUCGAGGGCCAUUCCGGACCUGAGGCACAUCGGAUGGUUGCUGAGGAAACCCAGGACAGAGAUCAACAUGUCCAGCUCGGAAAGCUCGGAAGACAGCGACCACCGGUGGAACUCCAUCUUCGCCGCGGUGACAGACAGCGAGCUGCGCUUCUACGAGAGCGCCCCCUGGUCGGGGGAGGCGUGGCGCGCCCCCGCCGAAGCUUACUCGCUCAUCGCCACACGCCUCGUGGGCUCAGGGAAGAGGGACGACUUUCCCGAGUUCAGCAUCAGGUGCGCCACAGUCGAGGGGGUGGUUACGCACAGUCUGAGGGCGGAAACGCAUCGGGACCUGGCCGUGUGGGCCAAGGCGCUGGUUAACGGGAGUCACGCCAGUGCCGUCACGCAGAAGGAGUUGGUUUGUCGAUGUCUAUGGAAAGGUAGACCAGCGCAACUGGUUAUCCACUAUGAAAACGGAUUCACAUUACUAGAGUCAGGUACAGGAUCAAGAACAUUGUGGAGGUACUCUUUCGACAGGCUUCGAAACUCUUCAGAUGACGGAAAGAGAUUUUUAUGGUUGGAUUUUGGUAAUACAGAAGAAGGUGAAGUGGAACUGGACAUCGAGGGAUGUCCCAAACCCAUCGUCUUUAUCCUACAUAACUUCUUAUCUGCCAAAAUCCAUCGAUUAGGACUGACAGCGUAAGGGUGUCCCAAAAACAUCGGUGCAUUGGACACUAAUCAAAGAAGAAUGAAGAAUUUGUCAAUUAGUAGUUAAGACUACAUUUAAACCUCAGAAAGGUUUAAAAACAUUCGCAAGAGAGCGAAGAAGAAAAAUCCAAAAUAUUGUCAUCGAAAUAAGAGUUCGAAAAUAUCAGUAUUAAGUGAGAAUAAAUCACACAAUUUUACAGAAUAUGUAUAAUCAAAAACUGCAGAGACUACGGCCAGGAAAUGGCUGAAUAUUAUAGCGUGUUUUUAUUGGCGAAAUUUAUACAACUUUAUACAGGGUGGUCCGAACUGUAUUCCGGAAACUUCGGCAGCAUAUUCUACAGAUAAAAAUAAUUAAAAAAGAUCGUAAAAAUGUAUGUCCUAAAAUGGCU